This is a messenger RNA of Manacus vitellinus (golden-collared manakin), 7850 nucleotides long. It is a transcript of the gene LARP4B, whose product is annotated as La ribonucleoprotein domain family member 4B. The coding region runs from base 17 to 4219 and encodes 1400 amino acids. The transcript has 18 exons. Gene Ontology annotation, biological process: positive regulation of translation. NCBI's taxonomy places the organism in Eukaryota, Metazoa, Chordata, Aves, Passeriformes, Pipridae. The record is from RefSeq and is a predicted model, not a curated record. Gene Ontology annotation, cellular component: cytosol; cytoplasmic stress granule. Gene Ontology annotation, molecular function: mRNA 3'-UTR binding.
ACACUACUUAUUAAACAUGGGCUGCUGCUUCAGUAAAGAAUUGAGUAACAGCACGAGUGAGGAGAAAACCAGCUUGUUACAAAAAUCUGUGGAAGAGGAAGCACCAGAGUCAAGGAUAAGUAAAACUUUAUCUUCAAUUUUUGGAACUGUGAAAAGCCAGGAUCUGCAUACAGUGGGAAGGACAGUUAACGGGGCGGCUGCGACAGUCGGCAGUGAAUGCGUUUGUAGCGAUGAUUGCGCAGCGUCAAAUUCUAAAUCUGGCUUUUUGGGUAGAAAAGGGAAAUAUCCAUCAUAUAAAAGCAUGGGGAAUACUCCCCAUGAGAGCUCGAGGAGAACGUAUGACAGACCUUUUAGCUUCUUUAAUUCCUUUAGUCACCUCUUGAAAGUCUCUGGUACGUAUGGAAAUCUGCAGAAAAGUGAAGAAAAGAAAGACAGGGUUAUUAAAAAAAGAGCACCUAAAAAAUCUAAUAGCGAUGAUCAGCACAUGAACAAUAUAGAAAACAUUAAUAGUAAUAUUAAUAAUGAAAAUGUAGCUGUACAAGAGCAUUGCUUAUUUGAUCAUAUUUCGAAUUCACGUGUACCAGACAUCCUGGACAAAGGGUUACAGAGUGAAAUUUCCUUAAAUAGAAAUUUUCUGGAGGAUUAUGCAGUGACGUGUGACCAUUCAAGGCAAAAUGAAACAACAGUAAACGUUAAAGACAGCAAGAGUGACAGCCUACAGAAAGUUUCAAGUUCAUAUAGAGAGGUGCCUCCAACACUUUCCUAUCUUGAUGUAGACAACAGUCAAAAUGUGAAAGACAGGGAGUUUUACAGUAUUUGUGUUGUAGAUGCAGAAGAUCUGACAGGGGACAAAGAGGUGCCAGCUACUGUGCAUGAAGAGACUGGAGCAGACAUAGAUAACUCAGCUGUUACUGAUGAAGGAAUGUGCAGCAUGGCACGACCUCUAGACACUGGGAAGGAAUUUCCAGUGCAGCGAUUGGCACAAGUGGAAGCUAAGUUUAAUUCACAGGAAGAACUGUUUGAGUAUAAAAAAGAGGAUAGGCCAAACAUGCAGAAAAAGGACACAAGCAAAUAUUGUAGCAUAGACAUCCAAUCUUUUGAUAACUUACUGACUAACAGGUGUCAGGUGCAUAAGUUAAAUACUGACAAUACAGUAACAAAUGUCUUAAGAGCAAAAGUAUCUGAUGAAAUCAUCCCUGAGAAUCAGCAAGAGGAGGUGUAUUCCAUAGGUAGUGCUGUCAGUUGGAAUGAAUCACUCCAUGCAGCUUGUAAUUCUGUGAAGCCUGUGGAUGCUGCUGAAAAGGACCACUACAGCCCUAACUCAGAAAAGGUGAAACACAGUGAUUAUAUUUCCAGUGUCUUGUUAGAAAAUGGAGUAUGUAAUUCAGGAAAAACUGAGGGAAGUAAUCAUUCUGAUAUUGUACCACUUGGUUUAAGUGGGCGUCCCUCAAGUGUUGUAGAGCAAACAAAUACUAAACAGAUGGCAGAGAACAUGAGGGGUAACUUUAAAUUAUCACUAGAGUUAUGUGAAAUGGACAAUGUAGAAAAACUUGCUGAAAAAGUCUACUUUCUAGAGCCAGAAAGUGAAGUAAACUCAAAUGUGGAAAAGAAAACACUUGAAAGAACUGAUGGUGAUAGCCAAAUGUUUGCACCAGAGUGUAGUGAACAUCACAGCAGUUUUGAAGAGUCCUUGAAAGAUGGAGAGAAAUGCACAGGUACAAUUUUGCAUAGCUGUGAAGCUUUGAAUACGACUGAAAUGCACAAAAACUUGGAGGAAAGUUCUGAUUUUCAAACUCAAAUUAAGGGCUGCAGUGAAAUCAAGACAUCGGCUGAAGCUGCAGACCAUGGUGGCACAGAGGGAGGUGUCUGUGAGCAUGUCACUGAUGACUUGACUGAGGAAGCUGGUAACUUGAGCAGAAGUAGCCCGUGGGAGUCAACCAAGGUUUCUGAGUUAAACCCUAAUGCAAAGGUGUGGGGAAAUCAUAUGUUACACUUGGAAGCAAGUGGUGCCACUGAUGGUAGUGUGAGCAAAACGUGGGAAGAAAUACCUGACCAACCUCCAGAUUCUUGUAAAGAAGGACUGGAUGCCAACGGUGAUGGCGACAAAAAGCAUCAGAAUGCAGUGCUGACAGAGCUGCCGGAGCCGUCACCAGCUGUUUCGGUGUCAGACCAGACAGAUAUGAACCCUUUGGCUCUCGAUCAUUCUGAGUAUGAGUCUAUGCAUGAAACCACCCAGACAGGUGGAAACGAACAGUUGCAGCCAGAAGGUCAGGAAGAUUUACGAGAAUUACUGAAAAAGACACUGGAAUUCUGUUUAUCUAGAGAAAAUCUUGCCAGUGACAUGUACCUUAUAUCACAGAUGGACAGUGAUCAGUAUGUGCCAAUAAUGACAGUAGCAAACCUUGAUCAUGUCAAGAAACUCAGUACUGAUAUGGAUUUGAUUGUUGAAGUGCUGAGAUCGUUGCCUUUAGUUCAAGUGGAUGAGAAGGGGGAAAAAGUUAGGCCAAAUCAGAAUCGCUGUAUUGUGAUUUUACGUGAAGUACCUGAAUCUACUCCCAUUGAAGAGGUUGAAGCACUUUUCAAAGGAGACAAUUUGCCUAAGUUCAUCAACUGUGAGUUUGCCUAUAAUGACAAUUGGUUCAUCACAUUUGAAUCCGAAGCCGAUGCACAGCAGGCUUACAGAUACCUUAGAGAAGAAGUGAAAACUUUCCAAGGAAAACCAAUUAAGGCAAGGAUAAAAGCAAAGGCAAUAGCUAUAAACACAUUUUUGCCAAAGAAUGGAUAUAGACCUCUGGAUAUGAACCUCUACACGCAGCAGCGUUACACAACCUCCUUUUACAUACCUCCAGUAUACAGUCCCCAGCAGCACUUCCCAUUGUACAGCUUAAUUGGCCCACAGACCUGGUCAGCCACACACAGCUACCUUGACCCUUCAUUGGAAAAGCUAUAUUUGAAUAGAAAUCACUUGAGGAGAACAGGGACCAUGAGGAGCCAUGACACAGGAAUAAUUUUCAUGAGACAGGGUUACAGUUUGCAUGUAACACCAUUUCCAAAUACUGGAUUUAUCAAUGGGUUCACAUCUCCAACCUUCAAGCCUGCUGCUUCUCCAUUGACAACACUCAGACAAUAUCCUCCCAGGAACAGGAAUCCUAGCAAGUCUCAUAUACGACAUACAAUACCCAGUGCAGAGAGGGGACCUGGGCUUCUAGACAGUCCUACAAUAUUCAACUUUUCUGCUGAUCGUUUAAUCAAUGGCGUCAGGAGUCCACAGACGCGGCAGCCGGGACAAAGCAGGACACGGAUGCAGAGUGCUACUACGAGUUACACCAAGAGGGAAGUAGGAACUGGGCGGAUGGAACAGACCAGCGUUGACUCGUCUCCUGGACUGGGGAGAGGAAGGAAAAACUCAUAUGGCUACCGGAAGAAAAGGGAGGACAAGUUUACAAGAGGCCAAACACAGUCUCCACCACCCGUAAAACCUCCAUCUCCCAGCUUUGAAUUGGGUUUAUCUAGCUUUCCUCCAUUACCCGGGGCUGCUGGCAAUUUGAAGACCGAAGACCUAUUUGAAAACCGACUGUCCAAUGUGGUAAUAGGAACAUCAAAAGAAAGAGAAACCAGGGCCAGGACAAGAGGAAGUGGCCUCAAGCUGCACCAGGAGAAGUUCAGGAUGAACAUCAGGAAAAAUUUCUUCACUGAAAGGAACAUUAAUGUGGAUGCAAGUACAAACACUAUUCCAUCAGGAAUUCCUCGAGAGCCGUUGUUACCGGUUUCUUCUACAUUGCCCAGGACCUUUGAAAGGUCUCCUUCGCCACCCCAGUCUUCUGAGGACCCCAAGGUUGUGGAUAAACAGCAGAGAGAGACACAGAGUACAGAAAGACUUUCUUCUUCCUCACUCAGUACUGCAUGUAAAUCGGUACAAGUCAAUGGGGCUGCCAUAGAACUGCGAAAACCUAGUUAUGCGGAAAUUUGCCAGAGAACAACUAAGGAUCCUCCUACAUUGCAACCCCAGAAAGAACAGAAGCCAAACACUGUAGCAUGUGGGAAAGAAGAAAGAAAGCCCACAGAAACAAUAGAGAAAAACAGAGAACCUCCUCCUGCAAAGUCACAUCCUGGACAACCCAAAGACCAGAGGAGACAGUCAGGACGCAGAUCGUCCCCUCCAGCCGUUGGCAAACGCUUAAAUAAAGAACAGAGUACCCCUCCAAAAUCUCCUCAGUGAAACUAACAACUAGGGGGAAUUUGAGAAGAGGUCUGCUUCCCACAAAUUAAACCCAUGUUCCCACUAAGAUACCUGAGAAUGAGUUGCUGGUUAGGAGCUUGCAGUGAUACUGGGCAUAUAAUAAUGCCUGCAAGUUAUUUUUCUGUGAAGUACUUUUUCCCCUCUUGAACAAACAUUCUAUUUUUCUGGGUAUUUCUGGAUAGUUGUUCUAAACCUUACAUUUAGAUUGGUGCUUAAUUGGAGGUGAAGCUUAGUGUGAUUUUUUUUUUUCCAAGGUGUAAAAUAUUUGUCUUUAAAAAAAAAUCAACUUUUUAUUAAGCCUCUCUGUGGCUGUGUGAGUGCAAGCUCUGUAUAGUGAGUUUUUUCUAAACUGUUAAGCAGAAAUGUGCUGCUGCAAUAUUUUUAAUAAACAGGUCUGCAAGUACAUAUCUAAAGUGUCCAAAAGACUGAUAACGGCAGCUAGUGUGUAGAGUGCAAGGAGGUAGAACAUAUUUUACAAAUUAGUAUGUGACCUUGAAGACUUUUUUUUUUUAUUGGGCUGCUGUACUAAGUGUCAGCAAAUGAACUUGCACUUUUAGGUUAAAUGAGUAGCUGUUUCUAGUAUUUUUUAAAAAAAUAAUCUUUUUUUGAUGUUUUGCACACACAAAAUUAAUUCUACGGGGCACCAUAGCAGUCUUUCUAAAAUAUUUCCUUUUUUUGACUUACUGCAAGCAAGUAACCAUCUUCUCACUCCAGAAUAAAACUGAUGUUAUAAUUUGCAAAUACAAAGCACAUUGUGAAUAGAAAGAAUCAAGUCUGUGAGCUUCUAUGAUGGUGAAGCCUGUUAGUGAGUGGAUGUUAUCAGGAGAAAGCAGUGUAGCCUUCUUGUGAUAACUUUAGCUUCCCUGUGCUUGUAAGGGAGUUAACUGAGUCAGCGCUGUAUAUUCUGGUUACCCCUGUGCUCUGUGUAGACUUUUUUUUCAGCUCUGCCCCAAGUGCUCUUUGAAAGAGUUCAUAUCUUAGUCAGCCUUGUGUUGACAUCUUCCUGUAACUACGAGCAUUGGCAUAUGGAUUUAAAUUUUUCAAGACGUGAGAUAGUGGUGUUUGUUUUGUGUGGUGGAGGAAGAGAUCCCUGAUAUUUACCUCUGGGAUGAGGUUUCUCACACUUAUUUACUUUAGAAGUGAUGCGCUUUCUGAAGGACAAGGAUGCACUAAAUUAGCAAGUUUCUAAUAAAGUUGAAUAUAAAUUAUUUUUGUUUUAAGAUGCCUAAAGUUUUUCUUUAAAUGUUUAAACUGCAGGAAGUUCAGACAAAACUCAUUCCUGCUGACUAUGACAGUACAGUUUAUUCCACAAAAAUGUUUAUUUAAACAACUGAUUUUUUUAAAGAAUUAUUUCCAUCCAAUAUUUAAAGACUUGAAUUUUAUUUAAACUUGAAAAUGACUUUGCCUUAACUUUUGUACAAGACAGCUUAGAGUUAAUGAGGUCUGACCCCAUGGAGGGUUAGCAUGAAUGGAAUACAGAAUUACUCAGUUACAGUAUGUAUCUAUUGUCACUGGUCUUACUGGGUAAACAUACUGUAGUACAGGAACUAGCAGCAGUUUUUGUAAUAUACCUUAAAGAUCUUAAACAGUUGAUCUUUUUCAGAUUGUUGAAAAACCUGUAAAUGCAAAUAGUCAAUACUGUAUUAAAUAUGUGCACUUGGAAGUGUGUGCUUUGCUUGUACAGUUGUAAAUAAUCAGAACAUAUAAAAAGGUACCCUAAAGAAAAAAAUCUGAUAAAAAUUAUUGAUAUUAUAAAUGUUGCUGUUGAGCUGGAUGUAGAUAAACUAAAUGUUGUGGUUUGAAUAUUACUUUAAUUCGUUGUUUUUUCUUUUUCUUAUUUUAUUCUGGUGUGUUGAACUGACUCUGCCUCUUCACUGCAAAAGGGAAAUGGAACGAAAGUCUUAUUUGAAAGCCCUCAAAUGUUUUCCCAAAGUCCCUCUAAAAACAAGCGAUUUAACCAAUUCAAAAGUGUUCUGCAAUGUAAAUAAUGAAUUUCAGCAGUCAAACUGUAAUUUUAGUCUUUAAUAAAAAUCAAGUCUAAUUGGGGAAAAAAACUUGACUGCUGCAAAAAUAUACACUGAAGCUUACUUGUGUGCUUUCAAGAGUAUCAGUGCAUGAUUCACAGAACUGUAAAGUAACUAUAGAAGUCGACUCCUGAUAAAUCUCCUAUUACAAGCAUCGAUUGGUAACUAGUUGACAUUUUAAAAUCCAGCCUGUUGUAUGCUGCAGAAUUGGUCAAAACAGGGCAUGCCGGAGUCUGUUGAUUUUUUUUUGUUUGUUUGUUUAUUUGUUUGUUUGUUUAAAAAGCGCACUUUGUGAAUGCUGUGGGAGGAGAUAAGACCCCGACAACAUCACCAAAACCGCUCAACUAGUUCUGUCAUUGGAUUUAUUUUUUUUUAAUACUCUUCUCCUUUCCCCAGCAGCAGUGAACACGGUAGCUAGAUUUGUGUAUGGUUUAGGCCAGCUGUAUGAUUCAUUUUGUUUGUCUGCUGCAAGUGAAAGGCUUUCCAGCUGCAAACAAUCGCGAGUGGUUCCUUACAGCGACUGUGUACGGCUCGUCAUGAUGCUCAGCUGGUACCCGAGGUGAUAUAUUGAGACCAGCGGGGUGUGUUGUGCUGUUCUAAUGUAUUCUGCUGCCAUUUGUGCUAGGUCAAUACACUGUAAUUACUGCUUACCCAGCAACAGUCUGUUGCACCAAAAGUUUAAACCUUCCUCUGACGUGGUUUUUAUAGCUUUUUUUUAAAAAAAACGAGGUGACACGCCAAAUCGCUGUGUAACAUACCAUACAACUUCUCCUUACUGCAUUUUACUUUGAGAUUUUCUUCUUUUUUUUUUUCCCCCCCCCCACUCAGUGACAAAAUGGAGUUUUCGGAGUAGAGUUGUGAAGUUGCAUGCAGACUGUUGCUACGAUACAGAGAGAGAUUAAAAUGUGGCUUUUAAAAUGAAAAACCUCCCAAAAGCAGUAGCUGAGUUAAAGGUUCAGGGAUGCAGUAAUUAAAAUUGGCAUUUUACCUUGUAGGACUGUGUAGUGAUGCUUUUCAUUUUGAAAACGAGUCAAAAUGGGAUCUGAGACUCUCAUUCCAGGAAUUUAAAAAAAAUGAAGGUUGCUUUCAAAACCAAAGGUUGUUUCAGAUCAGUCCCUCACCAUGACACUGUCACUCACAGCUUGGAAAUCUGUGAACAGUGGCAAUUUUUUUUACCUUGCUGCAUUACCCUUCAAAGCCCUGAGCAGUUGGCAUGGAAAAGGCCCUUGUUGGAACAUGGUGCAGUGUAUCACAAGCAACAGCUGACUGUAAUGGUGCACACCUAUCUCUGUAUCUCCUUCAGUACUACAGGUAGGGACUUUUGUGCUUUGUAACCGAUUACACUAAUAGCAGCAGACAAUCUGAGAUUCCUAAGGAGACCUAACAGCUGCCAAUUCAUGAAACAGAAGUGUAAUAUGGGAGCCUUUUUGAGGGUUUUUGUUUUUGUUCUUCCAUUAAGACUGGAAUCAAGCUUACAUGUAAACUAUCAGUAAUUUAAGUUUCCUUUUGUGUCAUAAAAUGUAAAACUGUCUAAUUUGAAAAAAAAUAUGUAGGUUAUGAAAAAUAAAGAUUUAGGCACUGUUGAA